Messenger RNA from Colletotrichum lupini, 669 nucleotides. Its product is annotated as translation initiation factor eIF-1A. The transcript has 3 exons. Gene Ontology annotation, molecular function: RNA binding; translation initiation factor activity. Gene Ontology annotation, biological process: translational initiation. Lineage: Eukaryota; Fungi; Ascomycota; Sordariomycetes; Glomerellales; Glomerellaceae. The coding region runs from base 1 to 669 and encodes 222 amino acids. The record is from RefSeq and is a predicted model, not a curated record. Gene Ontology annotation, cellular component: cytoplasm.
AUGUCCCCAAGUACCCAAGGCGAAGGAGGAAGAGACGAAAAGAAAGAAAAAAGACAAGUUCCUUCUCAGCGACAAAACCACCCCUCCCCCUGCUUAGUCGCGCGCCCCGCCAACAACCCCGCCCCCUCCUUGCCAUUGCUCGACACAUACACACGACGCACAUUGGCGAUGAUGAUGGCGUUGAUGAUGCCACUGGCGAUGGAGGGAGGAAAGAACCGCAGACGUGGAAAGAACGAGUCUGACCACGAGAAGCGUGAGCUCACCUUCAAGGAGGAUGGCCAAGAAUACGCCCAAGUCGUAAAGAUGCUCGGCAACGGCCGCCUCGAAGCCCAGUGCUUCGACGGCGUCAAGCGCCUCGCCAACAUCCGCGGCAAGCUCCGCAAAAAGGUCUGGAUCAACCAGGGCGACAUCAUCCUCCUCUCCCUGCGCGAGUACCAGGACGACAAGGGCGACGUCAUCCUCAAGUACACCGCCGACGAGGCCCGCUCCCUCAAGGCCUACGGCGAGCUCCCCGAGUCCGCCAAGAUCAACGAGACGGACACCUACGGCGCCGACGGCGACGGCGACUGCAACUUUGAGUUCGACGACGACCGCGACUCGGAGGAGAGCGAGGACGAGGGCGCCGCUGGUGGCGCCGGCAAGAAGGAGGUCGACAUUGAUGACAUUUAA